UUUAAGACGGGUAACUUCCCUAGGCUAUUGCUGCAAGAAACAUGGCGGCAUGGUUGGGGUCGUCCUUAGUAUCCACGUUAAAGCAGCGACUUAGCUUUACGAGCUGUCGAAUUAUCCACAGUGAAGCUUUAAGCAGUGUGAAGAAUGAGUCCGUAUAUCCGGCUGUUGUACCUUCAUGGACGGCGAAAAGCAAAUCAGCUAAGAGACGGAGGUUAGAUGAGUACUUUAACAAAAUACGGUCGUCUGAAGUGAAUGAUAAACUUAGAUUGCUUACGAAAAAUCAGAGAAAGAAGUAUGUGGUGCACCCACAGACAUUCGCGAUAAAUGCGGACAGAUGGUAUCAGCAUCUCACCAAGACUGUGCACCUCCCCGGUCUUCCCGAGAAAUUCACUGCUGCUGCUGCUGCUACUGCUGCAGGGGCGACGGGACAAAAUACCAUCAUAGCCCCAUCAGUCAUCGACGAUCAGACGUUUUCCGAAGUCCGGUCGUUAGUUUGCCAUACGAUUUUACAGGAGAAUUUUUAUUUGAAGAAACGAAAGCCUUUCCUGGGUAGAUCGCAAGAGCAUUUCGUCGCACCCUUCCUGUCAAAUCUGGUGUCAAACAUCACCAGGAUUUUAGCAAAAGAAAACCCGAUCCUUUUGGAGUCAAGUCUAGACUUCGCCCCAGAUGUUAAUUUCUAUUGGUUGAAAGGAGAGAGGAUCAUUCCAAGGGGACACCGGAGUGGCCGUGUUGAGCCAAUCAGGUUUCAGAUUGAUGAUAAGCCACACUGUCAAAUAAGGAUACCCAGACAGCUGCCUGAGUUCAUACCCUUGGAAGCGAACGUUGCUGCAGAGGUUCCUGUGAUUGGCUAUGCCCCAGACCUGAUGCCCAUGUUCAGGAAGCAGUAUGACAACAACAUUUUCAUUGGGUCAAUGGUGGGAGACUCCUGCCGUUACGGCCAUACGCAGUUCCAUCUGGUUCAAGACCGGUAUCACAGGGACCGGCUGAUCAAGGCAGGCCACGCUGAACGGAUUGAGGAGGGUUUGAGGGCCAACGCUAUAGCUAGUCUGUUUGCCUGGACAGGGGCGCAGGCUGUGUACCAGGGUUUCUGGUGCAUGGAGGACUUGACGCGGCCGUUCACGUCCCAGGCCGUGAUCACAGACGGGCGCCAUUUCUCCUUCUUCUGCUACCAGCUGAACACACUGGCGCUUACCGUGGAGACAGACGCCGGAAACCCCAGGAAAAACGUCAGCUGGGGCACAGACAGCAUGCCUCUGUACGAGGGCGUGAGCGGCGAUCAGGUGCUCGGCCUGGACGAUGGCGUCCUCAAGCUUCUCCUCCAGUUCUUGCUGAACAUCCCCCAGCCCACGUGAAGGACAGGACUUCCCGAGAUGUCACCGCCUGAACUGAGACGCCUCAAUAAAAUAGAAUUAUCUACAUUGA
Brienomyrus brachyistius is the source of this 1422-nucleotide messenger RNA. RefSeq names its product mitochondrial ribosomal protein S30 (gene mrps30). The record is from RefSeq and is a predicted model, not a curated record. Lineage: Eukaryota; Metazoa; Chordata; Actinopteri; Osteoglossiformes; Mormyridae. Gene Ontology annotation, biological process: translation. Gene Ontology annotation, cellular component: mitochondrial large ribosomal subunit; ribosome; mitochondrion. Bases 42 to 1352 code for a protein of 436 amino acids. The transcript has 5 exons. Gene Ontology annotation, molecular function: structural constituent of ribosome.